This is a messenger RNA of Manduca sexta (tobacco hornworm), 2955 nucleotides long. RefSeq lists its product as uncharacterized. Gene Ontology annotation, biological process: aggrephagy; mitophagy; endosome organization. The record is from RefSeq and is a predicted model, not a curated record. The transcript has 13 exons. Gene Ontology annotation, cellular component: amphisome; aggresome. The coding region runs from base 103 to 2691 and encodes 862 amino acids. Lineage: Eukaryota; Metazoa; Arthropoda; Insecta; Lepidoptera; Sphingidae. Gene Ontology annotation, molecular function: protein kinase C binding; K63-linked polyubiquitin modification-dependent protein binding; zinc ion binding.
GGGUCAGCUCAAAGCUUAGCGCUUGCGCUAUUGACCCUAAGUGCUGGGUGGAGUUCGCAUUGCACAGGCAACCUAGACGCGACACCGUUUAGUGCUUAAAUCAUGCUGCGUAAUAAAAAAUUUACUUGGACGGUUAAAAAGCGUGUUAAGAAGAUUUAUCCUUCAGUAACCGAACUAAUGAUGGAUCAGACGACCACCAUGCUAUCUGGAGAAUCCACCGACAGCGGGUUCCUGGCUAAGGCGGCUCCUAUCCUGAUGGCUGAUCCGGAACAAGCUAACGUCGCGGGAUUCGCAGGCGCAGCGUCACCGAAAGAGGAAGCGCACUUUAUCGCCAUCCCGUUCGCAAAGAAUUACUCGUGGCAGAAACCAAGCGAAGUGAUCAGUGAAGACCAUGACAUACCGGAUGCCAUGUCAAUUUACAACGACGAGGAGGCGACUGGCGCUCUGCAAGUCACAACCAAACGCAAAGCUGACGUGGCUAAACACCUGGGAUUCACAUGCAAUGUGUGCCGCAAUGCUAUAUCUGGGUUCCGCUACACAUGCGUCCAGUGCAGCGACAUGGACCUGUGCGGCGCGUGCGAGGCUGACAAGGCUCACGGUGAUCAUUACAUGCUGCGUAUCCCCAUACCGAAGCCUGCAGCAGAGAUCUACGCCGUUCUAUCUUCUAUACGGCGUCAACUAAUGACACUCGAGCCUCAGAUCGAAUCCAACAAGAGCGUGGAGAGUGAUAAUAUUAUGAGAUUCAUGUCUGAAAUAAAGUCCAGUUUUGGUGGUGUCGAGGGAAUGACAGCUAUUGACAAGGAGGCAGAUAAAAUCGGCAAGGAGGCAGAUGUAUUCGGCAAGAAAGCAAAUGUGAUCGACAAGGAAGCUGAUGUAUUCGGGAAGAAGGCAGAUUUAGUCGGCAAGGAAGUCGAUGAAUUCGGGAAGGAGGGCAUGGAAGCAGAUGUAUUCGGCAAGGAGGCAGAUUUAGUCGCAAAGGAGGCAGAUGUACUCGGCAAGGGGACAGAUAUAUUCGACAAGGAGACAGAUGAAGUCGGAAUGGAGGCAGAUUUAGUCGGCAAGAAGGCAGAAGUAAUUCUCACGAAGUCAGAUGUAAUUGUCAAGGAAGCAGAUGUAGUCGGCAAGAAGGCAGAUGUAGUCGACAAGGAGGUAGUUGUAGUCGACAAGAAGGCAGAUGUAGUCGACAAGGAGGUAGUUGUAGUCGACAAGAAGGCAGAUGUAGUCGACAAGGAGGUAGUUGUAGUCGACAAGAAGGCAGAUGUAGUCGACAAGGAGGUAGUUGUAGUCGACAAGAAGGCAGAUGUAGUCGACAAGGAGGAAGUUGUAGUCGACAAGAAGGCAGAUGUAGUCGACAAGGAGGUAGUUGUAGUCGACAAGAAGGCAGAUGUAGUCGACAAGGAGGUAAUUGUAGUCGACAAGAAGGCAGAUGUAGUCGACAAGAAGGCAGAUGUACUCCGCAAGAAGGCAUAUCUACUCCGCAAGAAGGCAGAUGUAGUCGACAAGGAUGUAGUUGUAGUCAGCAAGAAGGCAGAUGUAGUCGACAAGGAUGCGAAUGUAGUCGCCAAGAUGCUAGAUGCAGUCGGCAAGAAAGCAGAUAUACUCCGCAAGAAGGCAAAUGUAGUCCGCAAGAAGGCAGAUGUAGACGACAAAGAGGCAGAUGUAGUCGGCAAGAAGGCAAAUAUAAUCCGCAAGAAGGCAAAAGCGGUCCGCAAAAAGGCAGAUGUAGUUGGCAAGAAGGCAGAUGUUGUCGGCAAGGAGGCAGAUGCAGUCAGCAAGAAGGCAGAUGUUGUUGGCAAGGAGGCAGAUGCAGUCAGCAAGAAGGCAGAUGUUGUUGGCAAGGAGGCAGAUGCAGUCGGCAAGAAGGCAGAUGCAGUCGGCAAGGGGACAGAUAUAGUUGACAUGGAGGCAGAUGUAGCCGGUAUAGAGGCAGAUUUACCGGCCCCGGACCAACAACAACAGCAGGAUAAGACAGUCUCCGCUAAACCGGAGGCAAAAGCCACCGACCUGCAGGGUUUGGAUCCAUUGGCUGCAAAGAAACGUCGUGUGAAGGAUGUGGGCGCCCCCAAGGCAAAGAGAGCUAAACAUUCUGAUAAGUCAGAUGAUGCGGUCCCGUCGACUUCGCACGAACCGAUUUACGGUAACAAUGGGCGCGAACGGAAGUCACGACCGAAUAAUAAAUCGGAUGACAAAGAACUAAAAAUGAUGACACUGGAGGCGCAGAUGGAGUUUCCGGACGAGCGCUGGCGCUGGGGAUCCGAAGAGUUCGUCAUCCAUGAUCGCCGGAUGGCCGUCGAGAAUAAUCCCUAUGUGAACCAAGUGUGUUUCCGCGCGGUGGCGCGCCCGCUGCGCCGCGCCGCGCCGCCCCGCUCCGCGCACCGCUCCGGCAGCCGCUCCGCGAGCCGCUCCGCGAGCCGCACCGCCCGCCGCACCGCCCGCCGCUCCUCUAGCCAUUUCUCGUACCACUCCGCUCACCGUCCCGCUCACCGCUCCGGCCGCCGCACCGCCAACCCCCCCACCCAAACCACCUCCUACACCAACACCUCCGGCCCCAACACCUACUCCUCCUCCGUCACCACCGCGGGCCGCAACACCGUCGCCAGCGCUGCCAUCAGCAGCAACAUGGGCCGCCUGCGAUUCGUGCUGCGUCUGCCAUCCUCGGUCCUCAAGCGGCGACCCAACCUCCUGGUUUAAACGCCAGGAUCCUGAAGGCGAACGUCUGAUGAAUAGUCGACUUAGAAUAAGUUAUAUUACAUAAAUAUUUCCAUAUAAUCUAUAACCGUUUUAAUUCUGAAUGUUGUCGCAUAAAUUAACUUAUAUUAAUUUAAUUAUAAUUAUUGUUAAGUCAUAAAUGAUGCGACCUCGCUGUGUUGUAAUUCUGAAAAAUGGUAAACCUAAUAUAACUUAUAAUUGUAGUCAGACUAGUUUGUAAUUUUAAAUAUAAGUAGUUAAGCCUAA